Tachysurus fulvidraco (yellow catfish) is the source of this 1975-nucleotide messenger RNA. RefSeq names its product high affinity immunoglobulin gamma Fc receptor I-like. The coding region runs from base 91 to 996 and encodes 301 amino acids. The transcript has 5 exons. The record is from RefSeq and is a predicted model, not a curated record. Lineage: Eukaryota; Metazoa; Chordata; Actinopteri; Siluriformes; Bagridae. Gene Ontology annotation, biological process: cell surface receptor signaling pathway. Gene Ontology annotation, molecular function: transmembrane signaling receptor activity.
GUGGGGGUGGUGGGUGGGGGGGGUCUGGAUCUCUUUAGAGAAUAUAAAGGGUUGGUGCUUUUUUAAACAAGCCACAGAUCCAAAGGCAGAAUGACAACAAUGCACUUCUUCCACAGCUUCGUGGUUUUUGUAACUUGGCUUGCAGUCGUCAGGCUGGAAGAAACCCAACUCAAAGCCAAAGCUACAGUGAGUUCAGGACACCAGCAACUCUUUUCAGGGGAAAAUGUGGAGCUGACUUGCAGUGUCCCGGGUGACCCUUCGUCCAGUUGGACGUAUCAAUGGUUUCAUGAUGGCGUAUCGUUAGGCUUCAAGUCGGUGUACAGUAUAAAGAAGGCACGCGUCCAGCAAAGUGGAAGUUAUACCUGUCAAGGACAGAAGGCGAUAAGGAAUCAGCCUUAUACACAGUCGUCGGUACUGAGCGACCCUCUUAAAAUACAUGUCGAUGGUGGUUGGAUUCUCCUGAGAUACUCAGUCGAACAGUUAGUCAUCGAGGAACCGUUGACUCUGACCUGCCGUGUCCGCGAUGACCACUUGAUUUCAGAUGUAAUUUUCUACAAGGAUGGCAUAAAUAUCAAGACCCAGAAAAACCCAGACCUUGUGUUUCCCAGCCUCAGUUUUGAGGAUGAUGGCAUGUACUCAUGCAGAGCCACAUGGCUGAAGGACCUAGAUUAUCAGUCUGCCCAGUCUGUGAAUAGUUCUGUAGCUGUGUUAGAUAAAUUGGACAAUCCGAGACUGGUGCUUCUCACAGUUCCGAAUCAGGUGACGGUCGGGAAGCAAGUGGUCUUCAGAUGUAUCACCAAAUUGAAUACUAAAGAACAAGGCAGUAUAGAAUACUACUUCAACAAAGAUAGCCAGAGGCUAGGACUUCCUUCCGCCAAAGACACGUACGUCAUCACAAGGGUGAGCAAAGACGACGCCGGAAUCUACUCCUGCAAAGUCUCUGUAAAGGCUCUGUAUUUGGAGAAGUGGAGUAACUAUGUACCACUGAAGGUCUAGCUAUUCUAAACUUGUAUACCGUGCAAUGUAAUUUUUCUCAGAUUUUUUUUUUAAUUGCAGGAUAUUAAUUCAAUAUCUAACACACCUUAUCAUUUUAGUUCAUAACCUCGAGACAUCAUAAUUAUUUGGAUUAUUAUAUCCAUUGUAAGUACACAAAUUGUAAGUAAAGUCAUGUGGUACAUGCUAAUUAAAAAUUCCUUCAUUUAGGUUUAAAUAGAAAAAAAAAAAGAAUGAGUUCAAUGUUUGACCCAGAAGCAGACAUUCAGAGAAGCUGAGAUUCUUGCAUCGUCAUGCAUCGUUUAUUUUUAACCAAACGCCAAUUUAUUUUCUCUGUGCUACUAAUAGAAGCAUGUUGCAGACCUGGAAUGCAUGAAGCAAGAUGGCUAUUUUUCAGGUUCUUCAGUGUUUAACAAUACUUUUUGUACAUUUUCUGUUUUUUCUACCAUCCGAUUAUACCUUGGACCUUAUAAUGUAUGCUUUAUACUGGAUUGUCGUGAUGCAAAUUAUAUAUUGUUUUCUAUAGCAUAUUUUAUACUCAACUGUAAUUUUUUUGAGAUUAAGAUUGAGCCUAUAAAUAUUCAUUCAUUCAUUCAUUCAUUCAUUCAUCUUCUACCGCUUAUCCGAACUUCUCGGGUCACGGGGAGCCUGUGCCUAUCUCAGGCGUCAUCGGGCAUCGAGGCAGGAUACACCCUGGACGGAGUGCCAACCCAUCACAGGACACACACACACUCUCAUUCACUCACACACACACACUACGGACAAUUUUCCAGAGAUGCCAAUCAACCUACCAUGCAUGUCUUUGGACUGGGAGAGGAAACCGGAGUACCCGGAUGAAACCCCCCUAUAAUUAUCAGUUGUCCUAUUUGAAUUUAAUAUGCCGGUUACAAUUAAAUCCGAUAAUGCGUUACCUUUUGUCUUGGGAAAAUAUAUAUAAAAAUGUAUUUUUUUGACAUACUAUCAAUAAACACAUGGAACUGUA